Messenger RNA from Lucilia sericata (common green bottle fly), 8798 nucleotides. RefSeq names its product protein vein (gene vn). Gene Ontology annotation, molecular function: axon guidance receptor activity. The transcript has 7 exons. The record is from RefSeq and is a predicted model, not a curated record. Lineage: Eukaryota; Metazoa; Arthropoda; Insecta; Diptera; Calliphoridae. Gene Ontology annotation, biological process: synapse organization; homophilic cell-cell adhesion. The coding region runs from base 2639 to 5065 and encodes 808 amino acids. Gene Ontology annotation, cellular component: plasma membrane; axon; neuronal cell body.
UUGUGGAGUUCGUACGUCUUCCGAAAACGUACCGGGUGGCAAAAUUUUAAGCACAAAGGCGGUGAAUAAAAAUUAAUCAAAAAGUUCUUUUUUUUUCGUUCGACAAGAAUAUACAAAAUAUAUAUAUAAAAAAAAUAAAAGUGAUACAUAUAAAUAAAUGUGUAUUCUAUACACACAGUUUGUAGUAUUUAUACGUACGUAUCUGUAUGUUUGGCAUACUUGAAAAUACAAAAAAAAAAAUUAAAAAAAAAUAAACCAAAAUUAAAAUAUUUUUUUUAUAUUUUGAAAAUAUAUGUUGAAUAACAAACCACAAAAAAAUUAGAAAACUUUGAAGAGUGUAAAAAAUAAUUAAAGAAAACAAAAAAAAGUGUAGUGUUGUGACUAAAAUUAAAUAAUAAUUACAACAAUAUAAAACACACAACAACAUUUGGCCAUAACUCCAAAACUUAGGAACCUGCUACAGACCCCAAAAAGACAAAUAAUGUAAUAAAAUGGGAAAAAAUGUGUAAUAUCAACUAUGAAUGAGAAACGAACACAAAUUUGAAAUUUCACAUUUAAUUACAUAUUUUAAAAAUAACAAAGUAGCGCCAUUACACACACACAAACAAACACUCUUACAAAAAAACAAAAACAUACACACGCCUACAAGUGUAUUAAAAUAUGUAUGCAACCAUAUGAAACACCAGCUACAGCCAUCAAUGUAUGAAUAUUAUGUCUGUCAAUAUCAUUCUGACAGAUCAUUAUUAUUUUGCGAGGAUCAACAUUAACAACAACAAUAACAACAUCAUUAUCAUUAUAUCCACCAUCAUUAAUGUCAUUUGUCUGAAAUUUAAAAAUUUAUUCAAAUUCAUUUAACAAUAUUUAAGUGAAACAUCAACAAUUGUAUGACAAAUCAAAUACAAGCGAAUGAAAAAAAAAGAAAUAAAUAUAAAUAAAUAAGAAAUAAAAUUAAAUUUAUAAUACUUAAGCAGAUGAUUAAUGAAAUGCAAUAUUUAACAGUUACGUAGCAAAAUACAUAUAUUAUACAUAAAUAUUAUUUCGGUGAAAAUUUGGCAUUGUUCCGCAUACACGAGAAAAAUCACUAAAUAAAUAAAACACAACAAUAAAAUUAAAAAAAAAAAAAAAUAAAAUAAAAUACAAUAAAUAAAUUUAAAUAAAAUUAAAUACAAUAAACAUACAUAUAGAACUAUACACACAUAUAUUCACACAUACAUACAGCUACAAAUCAUCAUAGAUAUUUUAUUUAUAUACAUUCUAUAUCCAUCUUCAUAUGUAUUGUAUUUGUAUUUUCUUUUCUUCGUCAUCAUUAUCACCAUCAUGUUGCUCGUAAUUAUGUUGUUUAAAUAGAUUUUCUUCUUCAUCAUCAUCAUCAUUAUUAUCAUUCAUGGUCUUAUAUUAAUGUCUAGUUGCUGUUAAAUAUGAAUAAUGUGUGUACCACCGUAGACCAGUGUUUCGAGACCCACGUCUAUCUAUACCUUCGUAAUUUUCAAUUUGACAUCAAAGGAUUAAUAUGUCUGCAAUAAAACAACAAAUAAUUAUAAUAAUAACAACUACAAAAAUACAAUCCCAACCAAACCAAAUGAAAUUGAAAAUGUUUCUCUUAUAGAAAAAAAAACCAGCCAACGGCACCAAAUCAUAAACGUAUACAAAAUUUUCAUACUCAUUUGAACCUCCAAAGUUGAAGUGGAAAAAAAGUGAAAAAAAAAAUAAGAACUGAAAUUUCAAAAUGAUUUCAAAAUUGCUUUUCGAAAUUGAAAGAUACAUAAAUACGAACGAACGCAAAAUUUUUUCCUCAAUAUAAUAAAAUAUAGAAAAACGGGCAUUAAAAUUGUACAUGAAUUUUCCAACUUAACUUCGCACUCGUCGUAGACUCUCGAUACGAUACAGAUAUAUUCUAGUUGAAAUAGUAAAAAAAAUUAAGACAUGAAGAAAUCUAAAAUCAAAUCAAAAUAUAUUAACAUUAAAUAUUAAAACAAGAAAAAGAUUUCCUACGAAUCAAACGAAUUUUUCCUCUCAAAAUCAACAAAAACAAAAUAAAAAAAAUCAAACGAGAAAGAGAAAUACAAAAACUCCUUGCCCUCCCUCCCCCAAAUAAAACGAUUUGAAAAAUCGAAUUAAAGAAAAUAAACAAAAUUUAAUAUUAUAAGAAUAAAACAAAUUGAUACAAUGACGGUAGUGUUUCAUAUAAAAAAGUGGCUCUAUUGCAAUCAAUUUCUAAGAAAAAUUCCAAAAAUGUAUGAACGCAAUCGAUAAAUAAUCAAUUGGCAACGAGAAUUUUAAAAGAAACAAAAAAUUCCUCCCCUCCCAAAAUAAAAUCAAAUUAAAGAAUUUAAAAAUGCAGUAAAACUACAAGUGCAAGUGUUCCAAAAAAAAAAUUUUUAAAUAAAAUAAAACACAAAAAAACAUAAAGUAAAUGCAUUCGAAAAGAAUUGUUAAUAAAAUAAUAAUUAUUUUUAAAUACUCGUAUAUUAUAUAGUAAAAAAAAUACUUAUAUAAAAAAUAACCAACAAGUUAAAAAUAAAAAAAAAAAUAAUUUAUUUAAUAAACAAACAACUUUUUAAUAAACAAAUAACUUUUAAGUUUCAUAAACACAUCAAACACUUUUGAAAAAAAAUUCUACACCAAUUGCGGAAACGCCAUGAAUGCGCGAAUAUUGCGCAAAUGGAGUAUACAUACGAAAAAUCUAAUGUCUUGCUCGGUGUGCUCACUUGUGGUCGUUGUACUGCUGCUACUUGUCACAUGUGCACCAUCCCUAAUAUUGGCAACAAUGAACUUUCGUUCAGACGCAUCAUUUGCUGCUGCAAAUCCACCACAUAUGCCAAAAAAUGUAAUCAAGGAGGCAACAUUGUCGUCGUCGUCAUCAUUAUCAUCCACAUCCUCAUCAUCAGCAUCAUCAGCGUCGUCGUCGUCAACAUUAUUAACAUCGAUAUUGUCAUCAUUACCAAACAGAAAGCACAGACUGGCGUCAUCUUCCAGUGCUGUGGAAGUUGUCCAAACUGCAGACAUCAACAGAGAGCCAUUUCCGGGCUAUUACAAGAAUUACCCUGCAGAUGACACGCGGCAAUGGCCACCACAACCCGGCAGUAGUGGUGGCGUUGGUGUGAGCAGCAGCAGCGGACAUAAUAGAGGUUUUUUGUCCGCCAAUAGUAGAAGUAGACACGCAUUCAUUGAUAAUAAACAGCAGUUAUACAGCAAUAAUGACAAUCUAGGCUACAUGCUCCCACUAAGAGGGUGGCCUAGACACCACACACCUACACCACAGGCCACAGUCGAUGAUGGUGAUGACUCGUAUAACGAUGACAUCAAACCAUCGUACACUGACAAAGUUGCUGGUGAUGAUGAGUAUAUAGAAGAGGAUGAUAAAGUUGCUGCUGAUAGAAAGGUGUUGUAUGUGAGAAAUGGAAAUGGUCCACAACAAAUACCAAGCAACUUAAGAAGCAGCUAUGCAACAACACCAAAUCUUAACUUUCCAUUGCAACAACCACAAUCACAACAACACCACCAACAGCAAUAUUAUAAUGUUAGAAGAAUGGAAGAGGAUAGAACACAUCAUGUUGCACCAUCUCCUCUAACACUACAUACCCUAACAACACCAACAAAAACACUCUUGCAACUACAACGAACAUCACGAACAGCAUCAACAUCAACAACAGCCCAUCUAAAACAACCAGAACUGAUACAUAGUAAUAUUAAUAAACUUAAAAACGUAAAAAACAUAUUUUCAACAACACACAAUAAAACGCUGCAGCCGGGAGGAGAAGCUAAUGUUUUCGGCAUUGAUAACACAAAUGUAAACAAAAUUAAGACAUCGUCAGGCUUGCCGCUACGCUUCAUUAUAGAAUCCUAUGAGGUGCCUGCCUCAUUGCCAUUGGCAAGAGAACUAACAGAACAGCAGCGUCGCAUGCUGAUACACGAACAACAUCUAAAGCAAUUGCGUACAAUGCAACAGCAGGCGGCCCGUAGUAGACGCGAUUCUCUACGUGGUCGUUAUAAGAAAUAUGAAAACGAUCUGCUAACAGCAUCCUCAUCUACAACUUCAUUGUCAAGCUUACGUAAGUCUCCUUCACCCCACAACUUGAGACAACAUCAACACCAGCAUCAACAUCAUCAGCACCAACAACAGCAACGCAUGCGCAAACAUUCAAGGCGCUAUUGCUCUGCAAGAGAUCCCGCCCAAUUGGCAUUUGAAGCGCCCACCGUAUUCGAGGGCAAAAUUGUGUCAAUGACACCCGAUCGUAGGCAAAACUUUUCGGCUACUGUCGAAGUUAGGGAGGUGUUUAAACAGCAAAUCGGUUAUCGUUUGCAAAAAUAUUUACGUUUGCAAUUUGCUUAUCGUAAUAAUAGCGGUGAGUGCGAUAUUUAUCGUGAACAGCUGAGACCAAGAGGUCUAGUACGUGGUGAUACUAUCGAACCGGGACGCAUGUACUUGCUGUUUGUCCAGCAAAUAGACAUUGGCAACUUUACAAUACUGGGCCAGCCUAUAAGGAAGACAAAACGUGUCGUUGAGGCAGUACGUUACGCAGUGAGUGGAAACUAUGCACAGCUUGCUUCUAUAAAAUCAAUAUCAGCCAGUAAUCGUACUGUGGAAAAUGGCCAAGAAUUGAGAAUUGUUUGUAAAGUUACUGGACGACCACCACCCAAAGUGACAUGGUUUAAGGAUCAUCGAUCAAUAAAUCGCAAUCGUAAACUGUAUCAGUUUUCUCACUAUAAAAAAAGAUCUGAACUUAUUAUACGUUCUUUUAAUACCUCAGAUGCUGGUCGUUAUGAGUGUCGAGCAAAAAAUAAGGUUAAUCGUAAUAUAGAACGCAGAGCAAUCGUAAUUAAAGCGUAUCCAGUACAACGUUUUGAUCCCAAUCCCCGAGGUACAGGCAAUAAUUGUCCGGAUGAUGCCUCCGAGUUCUGUUUUAAUGGCGGAACUUGUAAAUUCUUUUCAGAAAUCGGUUCCUAUUCCUGCAUAUGCCCCGAAGGCUUUAUUGGUGAAAGAUGCGACCGCAAAGAAGUCAACAAUAUGCCCCCUAAUUUUAUGUUGCAAUCUACGGCCAAAUACACACCUUUGAUAAUUUAAACUACUACUACUUAGUACUACUACUAUUACCACUACUAUUUACUGUUAUAUUUUUUAUUGGUUUCAAAUUAUUAUCAUUAUUUUUUUGUAAUUACGUAGAGUUUUUCUUAUAAAGCCGCAAUUGUUAUAGUUGUUAAAUUGAAAAAAAAAAAUAUAUCAAAAGAAAUGUAUAUGUAUGUAUAUUUUGCCAACAGGGAGAAAAUUUUAAAUAAUCCUAUUUUUUAUAAAAAACAAAUAAAAAAUUUUGAAAUUUUUGGCUGGAAUACUUAAGGAGUUUUAAAAAAUUAUCAAAUAAUCAUUCUAAUCACUCAUUCUAAUCACUCAAAAAAAGUUUUCGGCCCCUAAAUGUUACAUUAAUAUGACUUUCAUAACUAUUAUGUAAAGUUUCUUUCGAUUAAUGUAACUUUUCAUUGCAUUAAAGGUUUCAUUGAGCAAACGAAGUUUUUUUCUUUUAGUGUAGACAAGCAUAAAGCAGCAAAUAAUCAUUCUUAUCAUCAAACAAUAGGCCUUAAAAGUUGCAUUAUUAAGACUUUCAUAACUAUAAUGUAAAGUUUCAUUCGAUAAAUGUAACUUUUCAUUGCAUUAAAAUAUAUUAAAAAAUAGGCCUUAAAAGUUGCAUUAUUAAGACUUUCAUAACUAUAAUGUAAAGUUUCAUUCGAUAAAUGUAACUUUUCAUUGCAUUAAAGGUUUAAUUGAGGAAACAAAGCUUUUUUCUCUAAGUGUAAAUAAGCAUAGAGCAACAAUUUAUCAAAAGUUUCUAUCGAUUAAUGUAACUUUUCAUUGCAUUAAAGGUUUCAUUGAGAAAACGAAGUCUUUUCUCUUAGUGUAAACAAGCAUAGAGCAACAAAUAAUCAUUCAUAUCAUCAAAAAAUACGCCACAGACCUUAAUUGUUGCAUUAUUAUGACUUUCGUAACUAUAAUGUAAAGUUUCUUGUGAUUAAUGUAACUUUUCAUUGCAUUAAAGGUUUCAUUGAGGAAAAGACGAUUUUUCUCUAAGUGUAAACAAACAUAGAGCUACAAAUUUGUUAUAGUAAUCGACUUCAUUCGGAAUAUAACAGAAAUUUGUUUGUAUCAACCUUUAAUCAUCUUAAUUAACUAAAUAUUUGAUUUGCAAUAAAUUUUGUAAAAAGAAUUAAAAAAUUUGUUAAAGAUCUUGGUAAAUGGAAAGUGCUCCAGAACUUGAAAAUAAAACCAAUUGUAAUGGAAUUAUUGACAGCUUUGGGGUUAUAAAAUUUCAUGAUCAAAAUAACUCGCCCACUUAUUAGUUACAAAUUUAUCACUUAAAAUUGUUCGUUUUCUUUUAAUAAAAAUCUAUUUCUUUUGUACUGACCACCCACUAACAAAUGAUUUUUCUUUAGUUCUUAUUGAUUUAGAAAUAAAACUAAAUUUAUUACAUUAUUUACAAGUAAAUCAAUAAUAAUUCGAAAUAAAAAGAAAAGACAAUUUCCGUUAAAGUGGGCGAGAUUUUUUAUUUUUCUAAACUUAUCCAUUUUAAAGUUAAAUUUUUCUUGAAAAGAAAGAUCUCCAUAUAAGAAAUAUUUAUCAAAGUUUUCUAAAAUGUUUAUACAAGUGUCAACUUAUGUCGUCAUCGUAAAAAAUGAUCUGAGUGAUUCGUGUUUCGUGUUUUCUCUGAGAAUAAUCAAUUUUGUUUCUAGCCUGAUUUUUGAAACUCUGUUCACUCCAAACUUCAAGAAACAGAUUCGUAAAUCUUAUUUUAUAGAGAUUUAAUAGAAAAUUCAGUAUUUUGAAGCGAUCACUUGAUGCUAGGCUUCGGCAAAGAGAGAGAAAUAGACUCUGGUUAUGUGAAAGCAAGAGAACUCAUUUCAAAUUUCCAGUAACAGAUUGAAAAGACAUUUGCCUUAAUUUUUUAAUCAAUGUAUAAAGGUCAAAAGAAACUGUACUCGAAACGAUUCUCGAAUUAUUCGAAUGUCAUCAAAAUUCUUUGUUUUUCAUAAUAAACCAGAAGAGAUUCUAAAAUAUGAGAGAGUGUAGACAUACUCGUAUUUUUUCGAACUCUUUAAAAAUUUGCUCGAAAGUUCAAGCUCGCACUGACGGACUCAUGAAGCGGAAUUUGAAGGGAAAAAGAUCACAAUUUGUUAAAGAGAAUCUACUAGAAUAUAGUGAAACUUUCCUAAUGAUCUUUCAAUAUAAAUAAUAAUGAUAUUUUCUAUCACUAAAGUCGAAAUUGUUUCCUAAGUAAAUGAAAAAUAAGAGACGAACAAGAGAUCGGUAAAAAUUUUGAUGAUCGGCUCAAUUGUUAAGAUCAUGCAACAUGAAAUGUAUCUAAACGAGACAUUAAAAGAAAAAUUUUAAAAUUUUUCUGUAUUUUUGGACCAAUUUAUAUACAAGGUUCUAAUGUUAAAAACCUCGUGAGAAUAAAACAUAUAGAAUGGAACGGACUUAAAAUAAAGUUGUAAGAUUUCAGAUUCUUACUUUUAUCAUUCUCAAUUGAUAGUUGGAAUAUGAUCAAUUACUCAAUAGCAUUUGAAUGGAAAUUUCAAUACCUUUACAAUAAUAUAAAUUCGAUCAAAAUAAUUAUCGGAACUCUUCAACUAACUUCAACAUAGUUUUCUUAAAUAGUAUUUUAUUAGAUCAUAUUUAAUUUAUUAAUUGGUUUACAAAAUAACAAGUCUAUCAAAAUACCUGAGUAAACAAAUUCCUCAUUCUGAGGAAAAUGUAAAAAUAUAAAUCCAUCAACAAUAGUUUAUUUAUCUUUUUUUUCUUGAAACUGCGCAUGUUAUUCCAGCCAAAAAAUUUCCAAACAAAAUUAUUUGAAAUUAAAAUUGCAUCACUUCACUACUUAUUUAUUUAAUUUUUUUAUUUUUGAAUUUUCAAUUUUGUUAGUAUUAUAAAUAUUACAAAGUGUUAAUGUUUUGUUUUUAGUUUUUUUUUUUUUUUUUAAUUAAAUUUUAACAUUUUUAUUUGAUGUUUUAGUUGUAAGUUUGUAAAUUUUAAAUUGUAUUUUAUAAGUAUGUACUUAAGUAUGUCCAAAUACACACACACUCAUUCACUCACUUUUUCACACACACAAUCAUACACUUAAACCACUUCAAUACAGAAAUGUUUGAAAAUUUAUUUUAAAUCAAAUUUAAUUUAUAGUUUUUAAAAAAACUCAAAAAAAAAAACGAAAGAAAUUUAAAACAAACAUUAAGCAUUAAGAAAAUAAAAUUACACAUAUAUACACACACACAUACAAUUCAUACCAAAAAUGUAAUUAUAAUUAAUUAGUUACUUUUUAAAUUGUAAAUUUAAAAAAUAAACAUGAUUUUAAAAAGAAAAAAAAUCAAACAAUAGUUAUUAAAAAAAGAAGCUUUUUUUUAUUUUUGAAUUGAAAAUAUUUGUUUAACUAAAGAUUGUAUUGAGAAUCUCAAAAAUUGAGAUUUAUAUUUAUUUUUAUUUUAAUUAUUAUUUAAUUAAUUAAUAAAUUAAUUAACAUUUGUUAAUAUUUGUAUUGUAUUCUUUUUUAAGUUUUAAACACAAUUUAAAAAAAAAUCAAAUCACCCCCUCCACACCCUUUCUCACACACACAUACACACGAAAUGCCCACUUUUUUUAUUUGUUAGUGUUAGUUAUUUUUUUCUAGUUGUUUAAGUUUGUAAAUGUAAAUUAUUCGAUAAUAUUUUUAACAUAUUUUUAUAUAAAAAAACACAUUAAAUGGUAAAAUAAAAGCAUGUCAUAUAUGUAUUUAUUAUAAAAAAUCCUGUCUGAACAAGGAAAAGAUUUGAAAAAAAAA